UAUGAUUUUCCAGCAAACAGACGUGUUUGAUACGUUUUUAUGGUGGGCGAAAGUCCACUGCAGCCAUAAAGAGUGGCAGAUAAGCCGGAGCAAAGACGAGCGGCGAUCAGAGCGAGAGGAACCAGCGCCGAGAUGGACGUGGACCGGUCCCGGCUCGCCGCCAGCGCGCUUCUCAGCUGCCUCCUUGUGCUUCUGCUGCAGUCGCCCACCGAGGCCCAGAUCCUCUGUUCAGCCAGAACCGACGUCUACGUGGCAGAAAACCUGACGGCGGGCGUCGUCGUGGAGACGAUCGCCGUGGAGGCCGGAGUCACGCUGGCGCUCAAGCCCACGGCAGCGCAGGCCCCGUUCGAGCUGGUGCAGAACCAGCUGAGAACCACGGAGGUGUUGGACUUCGAGGUCACACCGAGGUACAUCAUCAACAUCGUGUGCUCUCAGGAAGAAACCUCUGCCACGCUGGACCUGGUCAUCAUUGUAUUGGUGACCAACGUGAACGACAACCCUCCGGUCUUCAGUCAGGGCCUGUACCGCGCUGACGUCAGCGAGAUGUCUCCUGUGGACGCGCCCGUCGGCAGCUUCCCUGCUACGGAUCGGGACAACCUGGGUCCUCUCUACUACACGCUCACAUCCGGGGCAGACCAAUUUAAACUGAGGUCGACCACGAACCCAGAGGUUCUGGUUAACAAGCUCCUGGAGUACGACAAGGUCAAAUCUGUCCAACUAGUGCUGGAGGUUCAGGACACGCCGCUGGCGCCGCCGGUCGAGCCCUCGUUCUCCUCCACCGCCACCAUCGUGGUCACCGUCACCGACAGGGACGACAGACCCCCGUGGUUCCAGCCCUGCAGCAGGCAGGAGGUGGGGGGGGCGGUGGUGUGCCUGGGCCCCGGCUACACGGGCAGAGUGGACCACAACGAGCAAGCGCCUGGAGUGCUGCAGCUGAAGCCCGGACCCCUGUACGCCGUCGAUGGAGACUCUGGAAUCAACGAGGGCGUGACCUACAGGUUCCUGAGUGGGAACGACGACGGCGUGUUCGCCAUCAGCCCGAGCACAGGAAACAUCAGCAUGCUGAAGCCCAGUGGGGCGCUGGGGACCGUCACGCUGACCGUGAUGGCCGCCCAGACCGUAAACACUCAUCAGUUCUCCACCACCUCCGUCGCCAUCAGUGUUCAGGUGAAGAGCCUCCACCCUCCACAGUUCCAGCAGCCCGUGUACGAGGCCGUGGUCACUGGCGUCGGAGCGAUGGCCCUGGACCCCAACAAGGAGGACGAGCCUCUGCGCAUCGUCGCCACCGACGGCGACUACGGCUCUGGGGGUGUGAAUCCCCACCUCUCCAUCUCCAUCAAAGGAACCAGUGACUUCGCCCUCAUUGACGGCUUCCUAUUCAUGAUGAAGGACCUCCCAGACGCCACCUUCACCCUGCAGGUGGUGGCUCUAGACGCGUCUACUGAUGAAUCAGACACAGCUGAUCUCACGGUGACCGUGGCAACAGGUCUCACCACCACCACUUUGCCUCCGAGCACAGACUUAACCAACAUGACGACUGUAGGGGAGUCCACCGCCUCCAGCAGCGCCGGGCCGCCCACCGAGGGCGGCGUGACGGGCCCGGGGAGCUCCAGCGCUCCGCCCCCUGCAGAGAUCGCGCCGUCGGGCCGCUUCGGGGCCGCGGACAUGGCGGCGCUGGGGGCCACGCUGGGGGCGCUGCUGUUCCUGUGCGCGCUGGUCAUCGGGGCGCUCGUCCGCCGCACGCGCAACGACAAAGCGGCCUGGAGGAAGAUCCACGAGGCCAGCGCGUUCCGCACUGGGCAAAGGGCCGGGGGCCGACAACGAGGGCAUUCAGUACAGCAACGAGGCGUUCGAGGGCGACGGCGACGGAGGCAGCAGCUCCAGCUCCUCCUCGGAAGGAGGCGAAUCCGGAGACGAGUGGCGUCAGACGCCCGCGCAGCUGCCGCUCAAAGAGGCCGCCGCCCGGUCCGCGGCGCCGCCCCGCCACCUCCUGCCCGACGACGGCAGCCAGGCCGACUCGGACGCGGCCGACAGCGAGAAGGGGGUGAAGCCCAUCCUGACCAAGGAGCGGCGCCUGGAGGACGGGUACAAGGCCGUGUGGUUCAAGGAGGACAUCGACCCCAACACACGGGAGGUGGUCGUGAUCCCGGACAGAGAGGACGAGCGCGACGAGGAGCAGAGGGCGGAUCUGGACAGUGGGAUCGGAGUGAGGAUGGACGAGGCCGCUCAGGACUUCACGGGCAGCAGCGACGACCUGUAGGAGCCCUGAGACACACAGGAUCCACCCAUAAUAAAAGCUAAUGAUGCUUUAUCAGCAGGCGCCUUAUCGCAGCUUUCUGUAAAUACUCACUGUAUGUGUCAUAACUAUUGUCAGGCAUCCGGAUUGGUUAUUUAGCUCUGAUGGU
This is a messenger RNA of Betta splendens (Siamese fighting fish), 2405 nucleotides long. Its product is annotated as cadherin-related family member 5-like. Gene Ontology annotation, cellular component: adherens junction; catenin complex; membrane. The record is from RefSeq and is a predicted model, not a curated record. Gene Ontology annotation, molecular function: calcium ion binding; cadherin binding. NCBI's taxonomy places the organism in Eukaryota, Metazoa, Chordata, Actinopteri, Anabantiformes, Osphronemidae. Gene Ontology annotation, biological process: homophilic cell-cell adhesion; calcium-dependent cell-cell adhesion; adherens junction organization. The coding region runs from base 133 to 2301 and encodes 722 amino acids. The transcript is spliced from 15 exons.